Molecule: messenger RNA, 2778 nt
Organism: Amorphotheca resinae ATCC 22711
Lineage: Eukaryota; Fungi; Ascomycota; Leotiomycetes; Helotiales; Amorphothecaceae
Exons: 2
Coding region: 1-2778 (925 amino acids)
Molecular function (GO): NAD+ binding
Source: RefSeq, a predicted model, not a curated record
AUGCCGACUAUCAAUGUUAAGCCAGGUGAAGACCUGCUGAUGCAGGAGGUUGCGGACACAAUGGGAAGAUCAAAGAAGGUUGUGGUUGUGACAGGGGCAGGAAUCAGCACAAACUGUGGCAUACCUGACUUUCGCUCGGAAAAUGGGCUGUACUCAUUAAUCCAAGCUCAAUACGACGCUGCAAUUCGAAAUCCUCCUUGGGAAAAGAAAGACGAGUUUGAUAUUGAUGACAGACCCAAGAAGAAGAGACGUGUUAAUGAGAGGUGGUUUUAUGAAGUGGUUUAUCCUGAAGGAACAGGGCCUGAAGACUUCCAGGAUCUUGAACAAGAAGAGACGCAGACGCCACAGUCUCCAGGAUCACAACAAACCAGCAAGAGAAAUUCUGGCACGCUUCUCGAACAAAAACCUACCGAUGCUCCUUCUCGUCAGUCUUCGGUAACACCUCAGGGGUUGAACGAAGAACCCCCCUGCGUCAAAAGUACCUCCAUGAUAGUGAACGCUAGUUCGUCUCUCGAGACCUCCCUUCGAAGAUCUACACGUCAGUCACGACAUUGUGACAAUAAUCUUCCUACAAGCUCCUCCACGCUAGAAGACAAGAGACAGUCAAUUCCAACAUCCUCUUCUAGGUCGAAACAGGCAGAAAUCUCAUUAAAGACAGAAGCCGUCACGCCACAGAGAUCCCCGCCAACUGAUUCCAAGUCUGAGGUGUUUUCAAAAGGUCAAUCACAACCUGACAGAACAGGAACUCCUUCAAGACCUGUUGCAUUAAGCAGCUCCUCACCACUGAGCACCCCUUCUUCAUCUCCCUUGCUAUCACCAGAGCAUCAGCUGGUGGCACCUCUCACUCAAUCAGAUAGGACUGGCAAAGACCCAGGCUCUCUAUCUACAGAGUCCUGCCCCACGAUAAACCCCGAAACCAAUCCGCCUCUCGCCCAACAAGCUCAGCAAAGAGACGAGACAACUUCAGCAUCCUCCCAGUCAGACAACGAGCCCACCAACCUUGAUUCAUCACAGACUUCAUCACGUCCGCUUCGAAACUUGAAAGGGCGAGAUUUGUUUGAUUCUAUGAUCUGGACCGACGCCUACAGUACCUCGAUAUUUUACAUGUUCAUUUCGAGUUUUCGGAAAAAGGUUCUUCAUGAUGUCAAAUCCACCAGCCCAACCCACAAAUUCCUCCGCACGCUCAGGGAUGGUGGCCGUUUGGUACGCAAUUACACACAAAACAUUGACUGUCUGGAGGAGCGCGAAGGCCUCGCUACUGACCUUACGCUUGGGCCGGGCAGUCGAUCCCGAUUCCACUCGAAGACGCAGCGCGAGCCCAGACCCUCAGACGUUGGAGGACACAGUCCUCACAGCACAGGAGUCGAGUGCGUUCAACUCCACGGCAGUGUGGUGUCUCUACGGUGCGGACUUUGUAGCAAAAUAUCGAGAUGGGACGAAGCGGAACGAGAAUCGACCACCCUAGCGGGGAAGGCUCCAGACUGCCCCUCCUGUACAGAAUACAAUGCCAAACGUACCGGCCGAGGACGAAGAGGUCUCGCUGUUGGGAGACUCAGACCCGAUAUCGUGCUCUACGGGGAAGAGCAUCCAAAUGCCAACCUAGUGGCACCUCUCAUCACGCACGACUUGGGGUUGGGUCCGGAUGUUCUGCUCAUAUUGGGUACGAGCUUGAGGGUUCAUGGUCUGAAGGUUAUGGUCAAAGAAUUUGCGAAAGCUGUACACAUGAAAGGUGGAAAGGUGAUCUUUGUCAACCGGACGAAACCACCGGAGAGUACCUGGGGUGAUAUAAUUGAUUAUUGGGUGGAGUGGGAUUGUGAUGCCUGGGUGUUAGAUUUGAAAGAGCGAAGGGGAGAUAUCUGGCUGCCGCAAGGUAGCCAGAUGGAGAACCGCAGAGAGUCGGCGGGGGAGCCGAAGCCGAAGCCCGGCACCAAGAAGGCCUCGCGGCCUAAAGCAACGAGGGACGACAAGAUGAACGGGGUCUACCAAACGUUUAAGAUCCUCGACUUGCUCGGCAGUAUCACCGCCGAGCAAGGCCAGCAGUCAGGCCGGCCCAUGUACUGGGAGAAGCCGGUAAGGACAUCUACAGCUCCCAUUCCGAAGACCGAACCAGCCAAGAAGGGGUCGAAAGCUCGGCCGGCACAGAGAGGGACGGAUGAUGCGACGAAAACAAACAAGAAGCGCAAACCCAAGGCCGGCAGUGUACGGGACGAAAACUAUAACCCUGAACACAUUGCGAUCAUCUCCAAGAAAUGGGAGGCGCUCCGCGCUACUGCGCCCAGCCUCCCAGCGAAGGUCCCAGAGUCCGUCCUUCGAUCUGGCCGCGUCGUUCUAGAAGAAUUGAAGGCUAAUAUUCCGAACCACCUCAAACACUACAACUUCUCUUUCACCCCAGGCGAAAAUGCCAAGAAUACCUUCAGUUAUCUCCCGAACUUGCCAGGCUUGAGUCUGCCGGUCGAGAUGAACCUCAUUACCCAUCCUCCAUCGGGCAUCUCGCUCCCGCUUCACUCUCCGACCACUUCCCGGGGCCGUACGGCCGAUCAUCCAUCCAAUACACGAUCCGCCCGCCACUUCUCUUCCGAUAGCACGCUCAUAGUGGACAGCGAAUGUUCGGCCGAGGACACAAUCGUCGUUGCGCCUCCUCCGACGCCCAAUACAAAGCGAAUCAAGCGGAUGGGCUCCCUCGGCACUAUUCUGUCUAGCCCCCCAGAGAUAUAUCACGAUGCGGAGGAGGCACUGGACGAGGGAAGCUCACAGGAAUACCAUGAUGCGCUUGAAUGA